Messenger RNA from Hyphopichia burtonii NRRL Y-1933, 950 nucleotides. RefSeq names its product Fmp45p (gene FMP45). The record is from RefSeq and is a predicted model, not a curated record. NCBI's taxonomy places the organism in Eukaryota, Fungi, Ascomycota, Pichiomycetes, Serinales, Debaryomycetaceae. Gene Ontology annotation, biological process: septin cytoskeleton organization; endocytosis; cortical actin cytoskeleton organization. The coding region runs from base 25 to 918 and encodes 297 amino acids. Gene Ontology annotation, cellular component: membrane raft; plasma membrane; cell cortex. The transcript has a single exon.
GACUCAAUUGACUCUAUAUUGAAUAUGCUCAGACGUUUUUUGACCUUCAUCCCAGUGAUUUUGCUACUUGGGUCUUCUCUUUUAUUAUUUUUGGUUAAUUUAGCUGGAACCCGGGAUUCUGGGGUUCUUAGUAGAUACUAUUGGUCUGAAACCAAUACGUCUGGUAUAUCCGGGUCUGACUUUAGCAGAACCAGAUGGACUCCAUAUGGGAUUUGUGGUGUUAAAGAUGGCCGUAAUUCUGAUUGCGUAAAGCAUUCUCCGGCUUAUCCAUACUCUCCAAGAGAUAAUUUUAAAUCAAGUUCGGGUUUACCAAGUAGUUUUAAUAAAAGUAGAGAUACUUAUUACUACUUGUCUCGUUUUGCUUAUGCUUUAUUUUUGGUUGGUUUGGUAUUUUCGCUCUUGUCACUUCUUCCAAUCAUUGCCUCGUGCUGUGGUAUUGGUUUCUUGACUGGUAUGGCCAGUUUUGUGGUUGUUGGUUUGGCAUUGUUAUUUACUUUGACUGCAACUUGUCUCAUUACUGCUGCUCACGUCAAGGGUAGAAAUGCUUUUAACAGUGCCGGACACCAUUCUUCUUUGGGAGUUAAAAUGUUUGCAAUGGCUUGGGCUGCUUCGGCCUGUCUUUUACUUGCAUUUGCUUGGACCAUUAUGAUGACUGUUUUGGGUAUCAAGCGUAAACUUGGUAAUAGAAAUGAAAAGAGUGAUUCUGAAGCUGAUCAUAAAUCAGAAACGUCGUCUUCUUCUUAUCAUUACAAUGGUACUGUUGCCCAGAAUCCCUAUGAACGUCAAACUGGAUACCAAAAUAAUGAUGGUUAUGUUGCAAAUGCAAAUGAUGAAUCUAGUUUCCAACAUGAGGGUCAAGAAGAACAACCAAGAUUCAAAUUUUUCCAUUUUAAAAAGGCUAAUCCUGACAAGGAGUAGACUUGUGUGAUGAGAUCUUCUUUAAUUCUUUU